AUGGAGCACCUCAACAUGACUGCAGUAACUCCAAACAUCUCCUCCUCUCCUGGACUUCUCCCUUCUCCCUCCGUGGACUCCCGGGGGGUUCUGCCUGCAGCGGUUCUGUCCGUCUGCUUUCUGCUGGGAGUCCCUGGAAACAUCGCUGUCAUCGUCCUGAAGCCGAAUUUUCAGCAGCUGUCCAGCGUGACCAGGCGCCUGAUGUUGAAUCUAGCCAUGUCAGACCUGCUCUGUCUGCUGACUCUCCCGCUGUGGAUUUACAGUUUUCUCUACAACUGGAUCUUCGGUCCGGUGGCCUGUAAGAUCCUGACAUAUAUCAUGUAUUGUAAUGUUUAUAGAAGUUUGCUGACUGUAACUUUGUUGAGCCUCCAGCGCUACAUGCUCAUGGUGCACCAGCAGCUUUACAACCAGACUAAAAUGAGGUUGCUGCUGAUUUUGCUUUGGCCCGUUGUGAUGGUUCUCUCCAUUCCUGCUUUGGUGGUUCGUCAGCUGAUCCCGGAUGAGCAGAGGGUCCACUGCAGAUAUCAGUAUUCCUCCAAAGCCCAGAAAAUAGCUGUGCUGCUGACGGAGACCAUGCUGGGAUUUGUUUCACUUUUUGUUGUAGCAUUGUCAUACAUUCAGCUCUACAGGAAGGUGAAUCGAGCAGCGUUUUUUAACAACCCUCAGACAUCCAGACUGGUGACCAGCAUCGUCGUGGUGUUUGUCCUCCUGUGGAUCCCACACCACACAGUAAACAUACUGAGUGUGGCAGCUACUGCUUUACAUCACGACAGGCUUGAGGAACAUUUUGCAGAGUUGCGUGACAUCGCUAAAUAG
Oryzias melastigma (Indian medaka) is the source of this 816-nucleotide messenger RNA. RefSeq names its product leukotriene B4 receptor 1-like. Gene Ontology annotation, biological process: G protein-coupled receptor signaling pathway; immune response. Gene Ontology annotation, molecular function: G protein-coupled receptor activity. The coding region runs from base 1 to 816 and encodes 271 amino acids. The transcript is spliced from 2 exons. The record is from RefSeq and is a predicted model, not a curated record. NCBI's taxonomy places the organism in Eukaryota, Metazoa, Chordata, Actinopteri, Beloniformes, Adrianichthyidae. Gene Ontology annotation, cellular component: membrane.